AUGGCCGACGAGAGCCAACAACGAGCCGUGAACACCGCAUUUGCGCCCCCGCCCCCCUUAUGGAAACACUUUACGCGCGAGAAUAUCGACAAGGUGGAGCAGAUCAAGGCCGAAGCUUCCAAGAAGGAGGAUGGACGGUCAAAUAAGAACAAGCAAUGGUCAGCAGCUGAAUUGCGCGCUCUAGAGCUCCCCUCAGAGCUCCGGUACUUGGUGCCGCCCGAUAUCCCUAAAGGCCAAUAUAGUGUCUUUGGCGAAUUGCAAACCAACCCCCCGCAGCCGGUACCGAACAGAACUCGCAGCCCUCCCCCCCCUCUCAACCACGCAUACUACCUUCUCAAGAUCAGCAAGUCCCUGCUCCUUAAUUUCCUAGAGUUUACCGGUAUCUUGUCGGUUUCGCCGGAACAAUUCGAAUCGAAGGUCGAAGAUCUGCGCAACUUGUUCAUCAAUGCGCACCACCUUCUCAACCUCUACCGUCCCCACCAAGCCCGCGAAUCACUCAUCAUGAUGAUGGAAGAACAGCUCAAUCACAGCCGAGAGGAAAUGAGACAAAUGGAUAAAGUCAAAGAGGAGGUUGAGAGUCUACUAGAGCAGUUGCAAGCGGAGGGCAGUCGCGUGAGUGCGACUGGGUCAGAAGACGAUACUGACCAGGCCAAAGCGCUUAAAGAGAAGGCUGAUGAACACUCUCGGUUGAUCUGGGAUCUACUGGACAAAGAGAAUUGA
Molecule: messenger RNA, 720 nt
Organism: Penicillium crustosum
Lineage: Eukaryota; Fungi; Ascomycota; Eurotiomycetes; Eurotiales; Aspergillaceae
Gene: med7
Product: mediator complex subunit MED7
Exons: 2
Coding region: 1-720 (239 amino acids)
Biological process (GO): regulation of transcription by RNA polymerase II
Cellular component (GO): core mediator complex; mediator complex
Molecular function (GO): transcription coregulator activity
Source: RefSeq, a predicted model, not a curated record